AUGAAUUCAUUCUUGUUUUACGAUCCUAACUUCCUUCUUCAAUAAUAGCUCUUGUUUCAACAAUUAGUCCAAUAUAAUACCAUGUUCGCUUUAAGAAAUGCUUAUUCCAUGUCACAAUCAUUAAGUCCCUAAAUUUAGCCAAAAUCUCCUUAGGAAUGUCAUACUAUUGAUCAAAAUACCGUAAAGAAUGAUGAAACCAUUGAUGACUAAAGCUCAUUUGAACUUUCUAAAAGUAACAAAAUAAAAAAACUUAUCAAAAAAACUAAAGAAACAAAGUCAAAUGCCAAUAAUACAUCUGUAAAAAACCAAAAAAAAAAGAUAUUUCUUUCAAUGAAAGACAUUAAGGAUGUCCAAUAUAAAAAAUUUAAACUAGUUCAAGAAGAACAGAUUCAAGAAGAUGUAAAAAAUCCAGAGGAGAAGAAAUGA
This is a messenger RNA of Paramecium tetraurelia, 426 nucleotides long. RefSeq lists its product as uncharacterized. The record is from RefSeq and is a predicted model, not a curated record. The transcript has 3 exons. Lineage: Eukaryota; Ciliophora; Oligohymenophorea; Peniculida; Parameciidae.